This is a messenger RNA of Carassius auratus (goldfish), 1301 nucleotides long. RefSeq lists its product as uncharacterized. Gene Ontology annotation, biological process: T cell activation; interleukin-15-mediated signaling pathway; positive regulation of ERK1 and ERK2 cascade. The coding region runs from base 7 to 1056 and encodes 349 amino acids. The record is from RefSeq and is a predicted model, not a curated record. Lineage: Eukaryota; Metazoa; Chordata; Actinopteri; Cypriniformes; Cyprinidae. The transcript is spliced from 8 exons. Gene Ontology annotation, cellular component: external side of plasma membrane; membrane raft. Gene Ontology annotation, molecular function: MHC class II protein binding; protein tyrosine kinase binding.
GAGAAGAUGGCUGAUAAGUGUCACUUGUGUCUGCUGGGACUGAUCUUUCUCUGUUCACUUCUCACAGGUCUCAGUGGAGUGGAUGAUGCUCAUGUGUUCAUCAGUUCUGGUGAAGAUGUCCGUCUGCCCUGUAAUAAUGCUCUUCCUGGCUGUAAAUCAACUACAUGGAUCUAUAAUAACAGAUUCAGUUAUUCACCAGCAGUUGAACUGAUUAAUUCAGGGAGAAAGAAGACAGACACAGAGAGACAUGAGAGACUGAGUCUGGAGUCUGACUGCUCUCUGAACAUCAAGAGCGUCACAGAAGAAGAUUAUGGAUCUUACAUCUGCCAACAAUAUGUGAAUGAUCAACAUGAAGGUCCUGAUGCUCGUGUUUAUCUGCAUGUUCUUCAUGUCUCUUCAUCACCGUCACAGACUGAGAUCAGUGCAGGUCUCUCUCUGACUCUCUUCUGUCAGUUGUAUUUAUAUUCAUCAUAUGCUCAAGUCUCUUGUGAUGAUUUGAUCCGUUCUGAGCGAAUUGAUCUGUUCUGGGUGAAUCAGGCUGGUGAUAAACUGACAAACUCAGACUCCAGAAAUCAGAUAUCAUUCUCAUCAGAUCACUGUAUCAGCUAUCUGAAGACAAUAAUCCAGAAUGAAGAUCACAACAGAGAGUGGAGAUGUAAUAUUACUCAGAGAGAUCAAGUCAAGACCUCAGUCUCAUACACUGUCAAGAUCUCAGAUCAAGCUGAUUCAACGACAGCAGUCACAAACUCUCAGCAUCGCUCAACUACAAACACAGAUGACACUGAAGAUCAAACUAAAAGAGUAACAGCAUUGACUCCAGCAGAAACAUCUACACAAGAUGUCAGAAGAGAGACUGAUGACUCUGUGGAGCAGACAGAUGAUGUGACUUAUACUGAAGUUACUGUGCGCAGUAAAAACAGAGCCAAGAAGAACAAGGUUCGCUGUGAUGAUAAAGUGACUUACGCUUCCAUCAGAGGAACAAAAGCUGGAGCUCAGGAAAACUGCAGUCAACUUUAUGCCUCUGUGAACAAGAACCAUCACAAAUCAGACAAAUAAUUAUACAGAAACCACACGAGCAGAGGAGAAUGAACCGUGACUCCUGAUGGUUUCUUUCACUGCCAUUAUAAUAAUAUCACAUGUUGAGAAACCAGCUCUGAUUUAUUAAUAGUUAUUGCUGAUUCUGGUCAGAUUAUUGUGUUAUUAGGGAUCCGGAGAGCAGCAGUGAUCCAGAUUUAUGAAAGACUAAAUCUAGAUCAUUGUCAUCCAAUCCAAUUUAGCUUUGAAAAACCAUCAGGAAGUGA